AUAUGUUGACAGACAUUUGCUGGUACAUGGUCAAUUUAAUGUUCCACUGCGGCUCGCCCACAGAAAGUGUGGAUACAAAUAUGUAUUAUUGAAUAAGAAGAAGAAACCUAUCUACGAAGAGCUAGUUGAAUACCAAUCGUGGAGAGGCAUUGUGAACCGAUGCCUUGUAAUGGAAAGAGAAUAUAUUACAGAAAAUAGUAAGUUAACUGAAUAAUUUAAUGCAUGCGAACUGUUGUUACUGAAUCGAGGAUCGACUAGUGAUAUUGUCGAUAAUCAAUAGUUUUUAUUUGCAUGAACUGUAUGCCAAAUCUAUUUUUGUCUUUUCAGAAAUCUUCCACAAGUAUGAUGGAUUUAUAUACCCCAAACCAGGCGGAAUAUCUUGGGACAGAUUUUUUCCAUCUGGUUCCGCAAUGAAUGACAGGAGAGCAUUUUUUCGAAAAUUUUUCCCGAAGUGGAGCGGGUUUUAUGUGAAUUCUUUUGAUGACAAAAUUCAACCAGUUCAAGCACUACAAAAUCUUGAAUAUUUGGUAGAAGGCAUGUCCGCUGUUUGGACAUCUACCUCUGGAUAUUCUUAUCGUCAUACUGUUGAUAGUUACAACCUUAAACUUGGGGAGGUAGGCGCAACAAGUAAUUAA
Messenger RNA from Paramuricea clavata, 635 nucleotides. NCBI's taxonomy places the organism in Eukaryota, Metazoa, Cnidaria, Anthozoa, Malacalcyonacea, Plexauridae. The record is from the annotation of a GenBank genome assembly.